Messenger RNA from Cinclus cinclus, 1054 nucleotides. RefSeq names its product N-acetylglucosamine kinase (gene NAGK). NCBI's taxonomy places the organism in Eukaryota, Metazoa, Chordata, Aves, Passeriformes, Cinclidae. The coding region runs from base 1 to 1032 and encodes 343 amino acids. The transcript is spliced from 10 exons. The record is from RefSeq and is a predicted model, not a curated record. Gene Ontology annotation, molecular function: N-acetylglucosamine kinase activity.
AUGGCGGCGCUGUUCGGUGGAGUGGAGGGAGGGGGCACCCACUCCACGGUGGUGCUGGUGUCCGGAGAUGGGCAAAUCCUGGCCGAGAGCGAGGGACCCUGCACCAACCACUGGCUCAUCGGCUCCGAGGAAUGCCUGCGGAGGAUCGAGCGCAUGGUCAGCGAGGCCAAGAGCAAAGCGGGGGCUGACCCCGAGGUGCCCCUGCGCUCCCUGGGGCUGUCUCUGAGCGGGGGUGACCAGCCCGAGGCGCUGGCGGCCAUGACCCAGGAGCUGCAGCGGCGAUUCCCGCACCUGAGCCUGAGCUACAGCGUCAGCAGCGACGCGCUGGGAGCCAUGGCCACGGCCAGCGACCGGGGUGGCAUCGUGCUCAUUUCGGGUACGGGCUCCAACUGCAAACUCAUCAAUCCCGACGGAUCCGAGACGGGAUGUGGGGGAUGGGGUCACAUGAUGGGGGAUGAAGGCUCCGCGUUCUGGAUCGCCCACCAAGCCCUCAAGGCCGUUUUUGACUCCCUGGACAAUCUGGGGGCGCAGCCCCACGACAUCGGCUACGUGCGGGGGGCCAUGCUGGAAUACUUCCAGAUCUCGGACAGGACGGGGCUCCUGCCCCACCUGUACCGCACCUUCCAGAAGGACAAAUUCGCGGGGUUCUGUCAGAGGCUGGCCCUGGGUGCCCAGGUCGGUGACCCCCUGUGCUGUCACAUCUUCACCAAAGCUGGCGAGUUCCUGGCGCGUCACGCGGUGGCCGUGCUGCCCAAAAUCCACCAGAGCCUGUUCCUGGGCGAGCUGGGGCUGCCCAUCCUGUGCGUGGGCUCGGUGUGGAACAGCUGGGAUCACCUGCGGCCGGGGUUCAUCCGGGUGCUGGAGCAGGCGCGGGCCGAGGCUGCGGGCGCGGAGUUCUCGCGGUUCAGCCUGCUGAAGCUGAAGCGCUCCUCGGCGCUGGGGGCAGCGCGGCUGGGAGCCAGGAAUGUGGGAACGGCGCUGCCGCUGGAUCCCGCCGGGAACGUCCACGUGUUCUACACGCACCGCUUCUGAGCCCGCCCAACCGAAAACCCCA